UUCCCGCCUCUGUCUCCACUGUCUUCACUGAGUCCACAGACUCCAUCCAAGAACCGAAAAGACCUGGGUGAUUUUCUCGUUCUGACUGGUUGGUUUACCCGUUGCUUUCUUACUCUUUUCCAAUACCGCCCACCGGAUUAUUGGUCCUCCUCCCAUCAUCCCAUCAUGACGGAUCGUGUCACGUCGCCAGGCCUCCUCUCGGAUGACGCACCUACCCCGGCUUCCAGUGUGUCGGCCACGCCCGCUGGCGGCCGACGUGGAGCACGGCCUGCGCGGAGUGGACGCCAUGAGAUGGCCUUGGAUCCGGCCACGUCCUCACCCGGACGCGAUUUACCGCCGUUCGAAGAUGAAGGCGACCUGUUGGGCGGCGGCGGCGGCGGGCAUCUAGCCUCGGUCGAUCCGGAGGAUGAAGAGGCGGCCGAUGGCGAAGAGCUCUUCGGGGAAAACAUGGAGCGUGACUACCGACCCAUGCCCGGAUUGGAUCGAUACGACGCCAAUCUCAUGGACGAUGACUCGGAUCUAGAUGCCCUGUCUGAGGGCGAGCGUGUGGCGGCCGAGGCCGAGAUGCGCCGACGUGAUCGAGCCCAAGGCCGCUUUCCCGGACGAAUGCGCCGGGGGCUCAUUUACGGCGAUAGUGACGACGAAGACGAGGACGAACCGCGGGCCCGUCGCCGCCGAUUAGCCGAGCGUGCGGCCGAAGGGGGCCACGACGAUGAAGCCAUGGAGGCCGAUGAGGCGGGUGGUGUGGAAUCCAUCGAGAACUUGGAGGAUACGCGAGGUCGUCCAGUGCGGGAAUAUGUGACCCAAAUUGGGCCUCGCACUGAGUGCGCCAAUCGGUUUAAAAACUUCUUGAAGACCUACGUCGAUGCUAAAGGUCACAAUUUGUACAAAGAAAAGAUUCGUCACAUGUGCGAAGUCAAUCGAUCGAGCUUCGAAGUCGAUUACAACAUACUGGCUUCGGAAUGUUCGGUUUUGGCUUAUUUUUUGCCCGAGGCGCCCACCGAAGUUUUGCGCAUUUUUGAUGAAGCCGCCAAAAGUGUGGUCAUGUCCAUGUUUCCGCACUACCAUCGCAUUGCCAAGGAAAUCCAUGUUCGCAUCUCAGACUUGCCUCUGGUGGAAGAACUUCGAUCGCUGCGACAACUCCAUCUGAAUCAAUUGAUCCGCACCAGCGGUGUGGUGACCUCAUCCACUGGCGUUUUGCCGCAAUUGUCGGUCAUCAAAUAUGACUGCAACAAGUGUAGCUACGUUUUGGGACCGUUUGUCCAAAAUCAGAACCAAGAGACCAAACCCGGUACUUGCCCUGAGUGCCAGAGUCAAGGACCGUUUGAGAUUAACAUGGUCGAAACCUUGUACAAAAACUAUCAACGAAUCACCAUUCAAGAAUCACCAGGUCGGGUGGCUCCGGGCCGAUUGCCCAGGUCCAAGGAUGCUUUACUCUUGGGGGAUUUGUGCGACGUGUGCAAACCUGGCGAUGAAAUCGAGCUCACUGGAGUUUACACCAACAGUUACGAUGGCUCCUUGAAUACAAAGCAAGGUUUUCCCGUGUUUGCCACCGUCGUCAUGGCCAAUCAUAUUCUGGUCAAAGACGAGCGCAAUGCCGCCAACUCCCUGACCGAUGACGAUAUCAAAGCCAUCGUGGCCUUAAGCAAAGAUGAACGGAUUGGUGAGCGGAUCAUUGCUUCUAUUGGUCCGUCUGUCUACGGCCAUGAAGAUAUUAAGCGCGGCAUUGCCUUGGCUCUCUUUGGAGGACAGGCUAAGGAUAAAUCCGACAAGCACCGCGUCAGAGGCGACUUGAACAUUCUACUCUGUGGUGACCCCGGAACGGCGAAAUCUCAGUUCCUGAAGUACACUGAGAAAAUUGCUCCCCGCGCCAUCUUCACUACCGGACAAGGCGCUAGUGCAGUCGGGUUGACAGCCUACGUUCAACGGUCGCCUGUUACUAAAGAGUGGACCCUGGAAGCGGGAGCUCUAGUGUUGGCUGACCAAGGCGUUUGUCUUAUCGACGAGUUUGACAAGAUGAAUGAUCAAGACCGGACCUCUAUCCACGAGGCCAUGGAACAACAGACCAUUUCUAUCUCUAAGGCCGGUAUCGUGACCUCACUGAAGGCACGAUGCUCGGUGAUUGCCGCGUCCAAUCCGAUCGGCGGGCGAUACGACCCGAGCAUGACAUUUGCAGAAAACGUCGACUUGACCGAACCCAUUUUGUCUCGUUUCGACAUCUUGUGUGUAGUCCGAGACACGGUCGACCCCAUCAUUGAUGAACAUUUGGCCAAAUUUGUGGUGGGCUCCCACAUGCGCAACCAUCCCAUGGCUGAACAAGAGGACCACGAUAAUAUGGAGCGCUUGGAGCAGUCGUUGGCCAGUGCCACCAAUCUGGCGGGUGUGGAGAAGAUUCCACAAGAUUUGCUCAAGAAGUAUAUCCUCUACGCGCGGGAACGUGUUCAUCCUAAACUCCAUCAAAUGGACCAAGACAAGGUAGCUAAGAUGUAUAGCGACCUUCGACGCGAGUCCAUGGCUACUGGCAGUAUUCCUAUCACGGUGAGGCAUAUCGAGAGCAUGAUUCGUAUCGCCGAAGCCAACGCCAAAAUGCAUCUCAGAGAAUUCGUCCAUGAGGACGAUGUAAACAUGGCCAUCCGCGUGAUGCUGGAAUCCUUCAUCGAUACCCAGAAGUAUUCUGUGAUGAAGUCGAUGAAGAGAAACUUUGCCCGUUAUUUGACUUUUAAGCGGGACAACAACGAGCUCCUCUUGUUCAUUUUACGUCAAUUAACCCAAGAAACCGCCAUGUAUAUGAGAAAUCGCUAUGGAACCGAGCAAGACGUCGUGGAAGUGUCUGAAGGUGACCUUUUGGAUAAGGCCCGCCAUUUGAAAAUCCAAAACUUGCAGUCAUUUUUCCAAAGCGAUAUCUUCCAAGCCAACAAUUUUAGUUACGACUCGAAGCGAAAACUGAUCGUUCAACAGAUGUAAAAGCUCCUUGGACAGAAAUCUUUGAUGUAUACGGUAAAACCUUAAUAAUAUACAAGCAGCUUCACGAUGAAUAGACGAAGUAUGAAAAAACAUGUGUGUUAGCAAAGCACCCACCGCCGGUUGAAUUUGAACGGAACAUUCCACGAGUCUGUUCCAAUAGAUGUUGUACUGUCUCA
Molecule: messenger RNA, 3140 nt
Organism: Tigriopus californicus
Lineage: Eukaryota; Metazoa; Arthropoda; Copepoda; Harpacticoida; Harpacticidae
Gene: Mcm2
Product: DNA replication licensing factor mcm2-like
Exons: 5
Coding region: 166-2964 (932 amino acids)
Biological process (GO): double-strand break repair via break-induced replication; mitotic DNA replication initiation; DNA replication
Cellular component (GO): nucleus; MCM complex
Molecular function (GO): 3'-5' DNA helicase activity; ATP binding; single-stranded DNA binding
Source: RefSeq, a predicted model, not a curated record